AUGGAGCAAAUCGACGGGGGGCGCCCAAUAGACCAGCCCGACCGCGACAUCGUAAGCAUCGAAAAUCUACAGCUGCCACGUGGAGUCAUAGCACCCGAUGUCUGGGGCAAAGACAAGGAGCAACCCGCUUUGCUCAGCAUCCGCAUUCAGAUGGCAGACCCAGGUUUCAGCUCCGCCGCAAGUCAGGACAAAGUUAAUGCGAGCACGAUUCACUACGGCGAGCUGUCUAAGCGCAUCCGAAAGGGCUGUGCCGACCAUGCAGACACCAACGCUGGGCUCAAGUGGCAGGACGUCGGCUUCACUGUGCAGUCUACCCUCUCCGACAUGGGUAGGAAGGCCGAGGGGGCAUUCAGUGUGGCCAAUGCUGUCGUAGAGCUCAAUCUGCCGAAGGCUAGCAUGUACAGUGAAAGCGGUAUCUCUCUUCUUACUGUUACGGAUUAUGAUGCCACGGGAAAGGCUACAGUCUCGCAGAGAGCGUUCGUUCUGAACAACUCGCGCUGUAUGGUAUUGGUCGGAGUCAACGCGUACGAGCGGCAAGCGAGACAGCCUGUGGAGGCUUCCUUGACGUGCUUUCUCUUGUCGCCAAACAAGGGCGCAGAUAGCAGUAGUGAUGCCGCGUUUGAUAUGGAGUCUUUGUUCGCCAUCGACCGUCUGCUUGCCGAGUUCCUGCAGGAUACCUUCUUCGAGACGCUCGAAGCGCUUGCGGAGGCUACAAUGCAGAGCCUGCAGGAACACUUGCUCAUUCGGAAAGCGCCAGGCUCGCAUGUACGACUACGUUUGAAGAAACCACGCGCAAUUGCGUUUGCGGAUGCGCCGUCUGUCGAAGUUUGGAGGAAAACACCUACGACAGGUUCGUGA
Molecule: messenger RNA, 858 nt
Organism: Baudoinia panamericana UAMH 10762
Lineage: Eukaryota; Fungi; Ascomycota; Dothideomycetes; Mycosphaerellales; Teratosphaeriaceae
Exons: 2
Coding region: 1-858 (285 amino acids)
Biological process (GO): folic acid-containing compound metabolic process
Molecular function (GO): dihydroneopterin aldolase activity
Source: RefSeq, a predicted model, not a curated record